Arabidopsis lyrata subsp. lyrata is the source of this 2498-nucleotide messenger RNA. RefSeq names its product beta-arabinofuranosyltransferase RAY1. The record is from RefSeq and is a predicted model, not a curated record. Gene Ontology annotation, molecular function: glycosyltransferase activity. Lineage: Eukaryota; Viridiplantae; Streptophyta; Magnoliopsida; Brassicales; Brassicaceae. The coding region runs from base 302 to 2296 and encodes 664 amino acids. The transcript has 6 exons.
UCCGAAGUCAAAAUGUUUAAAUCGUUAGGCGAAUUUCACGAGUUAGAAAAUAAGAACCCUAAAAAGUCUUACUUUUGUGGGACAAGAAGAGAUUGUUAAAUUCUGCAAUCAAUUUCUUGAAGAUGACGAAAAGCGUUCACAUGUCUUCUUCUUCUUCUUCCCCAUUCCUCCCGCCGGCUUUCCGCUUCUUGAAGUUUUGGUAUUUCUCCAUUUUCUUCCUUUUUUCCGUUAAAGCUCCAUUUUUGUCUUUAUUAUCUGAAGUCUCUUUUUCCUCUUUCAACAAUUCUUCUUUCGAUUUCCCAUGAGGCUUAAGGGUCUUCGAGCUGGGCUGUUGUCUAUUUGGCUAUCUGGGUUUCUUCUAAUCGCUCUCUCUUUCUACGGCACUCAGCUUCUAUCUCCAACUUCACUCAAUGAUCCAUUCAGAUACUCUGGCGAUUCCAUUGCUGCUGCUGCUCCAAGAAUCACCAUUUUCACUUCUUUCAAUGGGGAAGGAAAUAGCCAAGCUUUACUUGCUCUUCGUUCAUGGCUCGCUUUGUCUUCCCAUAUCACAGUUGUUUUAUUUACUCAACACAAAAACAACCCUUCUUCUGAUUCUUCUUCAUUCACCGACAAAUUUGGUUCCCGUCUUCUUCUUGAUUCCACCGUUGAUUUCACGUUUCUUGGCACUCCAUUUUUACAUUCGAUGCUGGCGAGAAGUGAAGCUUAUCAAUCAGAUAUAGCUGUUCUGAUGGAUCCAGAGACUGUUUUACUGCCAAAUUUCAUAUCUGCUUUGAGUUAUGCUCACCAGCUUGAUCGUGAUUGGCUUCUUGUUUCUUCAUCAGUGGGAAUUCCCCGUUUCCCGUUCCAUUGGGACGAAACAAGGCAUUUUUGGCGUCAGGACAAUGGGAAAAGAGUGAGAUUUGGGGAGUUGCAAAAGAUGAUAAGCUUGCGGAGUUGGCAAUCAAAUUCUAGUGAAGGCAAAAUGAUUAUGGCAUGGAACAACAUUAAUAUGCCCUUGCACUGUGGAGUGCUUCCACCUUUUUUGUAUCAAAGAGGAACUCAUAAUCAAUGGAUCAUUAACGAGGCUAUGUCAUGUAAAAGAAGGUUUGUGUUUGAUGCCACUUCAACCAUAUCGAGCUUUUUCCUAGGCAAUGCAGAGAACAUAGAUAAUAGGAGUGAUAAUGUCUCAGAACCCAACACAAGAAACUGGGAAUAUAUUGGAAACUCCCGUCUCGGGCAGCUCUACGGGUCAUUGUUCUCUAGGUCUUAUACUUUACCUAAGCUUUUGAAGUGCAACAAGCGCUAUAUGUUUGUUAGCGCUUCAGAUCGUUCCACUGAUCUGUCUAUACCAAAAGGAAAGAGUUUAGGAUUUCGGACGCGAGAGAAGAUCUCAGCUUGUAUCAGUAGAACUAAAUUGCGGAGUUUGAAAUUAGAUUUUGUGCAGAAAGAUGAGGCAGUGCCACCAUUGAAGUUUCCUUUUGACCUGGAGUCUCUUCUCCCAUUAGUUGCAGACAAGAACAAAACUGUUGUUCUUUCAAUUGCUGGGUAUAGCUACAAGGACAUGCUGAUGAGUUGGGUCUGCAGAUUACGCCGCCUCAAAGUUCCAAAUUUCUUAGUUUGUGCCCUUGAUGAUGAAACUUAUCAGUUUUCUAUAUUGCAGGGUCUGCCAGUUUUCUUUGAUCCAUACGCUCCAAAGAAUAUAAGCUUCAAUGACUGCCACUUUGGAUCAAAGUGUUUCCAGAGAGUGACCAAAGUUAAGUCAAGAACAGUUUUGAAGAUUCUGAAGUUGGGCUAUAACGUUCUCUUGAGUGAUGUAGAUGUAUAUUGGUUCAGAAACCCGUUGCCUCUGCUUCAAUCUUUCGGUCCUUCUGUUCUUACCGCACAAUCCGAUGAAUACAACACAACAGUACCGAUAAACCGACCAAGGCGCUUGAACUCAGGAUUCUACUUUGCACAUUCAGAUGACCCGACUAUAGCAGCAAUGGAGAAAGUGGUAAAGCAUGCUGCAACCUCCGGUCUCUCGGAGCAGCCUAGCUUCUACGACACUUUAUGCGGAGAAGGUGGAAUUUAUCGAGUGGGAGACGAUAAAUGCCUUGAACCAGAGACAAACUUGACCGUUCAUUUCUUAGACAGAGAGCUGUUCCCGAACGGAGCUUACGGAGAUCUAUGGCUGAAGGAAGACGUAAGAGGAGAGUGCGAGAAGAAGCAUUGCUUCGUUCUACAUAACAACUGGAUCAGUGGGAGACUGAAGAAACUCGAACGCCAAAUGAUGGAAGGUCUAUGGGAAUAUGACGCAUCCAUAAGGAUGUGUGUGUAGAGAUGACAAGGCUAUACAAGUUAGAUACUUAGAUGCGACAUUCAAAGGCUCUUGGUAUUGGUUAUAGUUAUACAAAUUGUGUUUAUUUAUUGUAUUGUUUAAUGAAAAAUAGUUUUAGGAAUAUGAACUUGUAAACUACAAAUUAUUUUCUGGCAGCCAGAGAUGACACAAUAUAAAAUUAUAAAUUGAUUUUGAGGAUGAA